CCACAACUUCGCGAGUCCAGUUCACGUUUUGUGCCAGAUCUGAUCUUCGCAACCAUAAAGCGGCGCUGUCAGGCAAACCGAGAGAGCGUCUCCUACACACAGCCACGAACUGCAGCCCAGCACGAAAACUAAGCCAUUCUUUGCCAGCACUGCUUCUCAAGACUAGCACACAGGAGUUUCGCUGUCCGAUUUCCUCCAGGAAAGUUGCGUCGUUCGCGUAGAGCUUUGUGUGAAAGGACCGCCUUCGUAUAGGUUUCAAAGUUAUUCGAAGGGACUUUGGUGAAAUAGGAAUACUUUUAGUUCGUACAAAUGGGUAAGCAGAACAGCAAACUAAGGCCCGAGGUUCUGUCGGACCUCAAAGAAGAAACCGAUUUUAAUGAGCACGAGCUUCAGGAGUGGUACAAAGGAUUCCUGAAGGACUGCCCAAGCGGCCAUCUCACCGUAGACGAAUUCAAGAAAAUUUACGGCAACUUCUUUCCCUACGGUGACGCGACGAAAUUUGCGGAACACGUUUUCCGCACGUUCGACGUGAACCAGGACAACUCCAUCGACUUCCGUGAGUUUAUCUGCGCCCUCUCUGUAACAUCACGUGGCAAGUUGGAGCAGAAAUUGAAAUGGGCCUUUAGCAUGUACGACCUUGAUGGAAAUGGUUUUAUUUCCAGGCACGAGAUGUUAGAGAUUGUCAAAGCUAUUUACAAAAUGGUCGGUACCGUUAUGAAAAUGCCCGAAGAUGAAAGUACACCUGAGAAGCGAGUAGAUAAGAUCUUUCGUCAGAUGGAUAAGAAUCUGGACGGCAAGUUAUCCCUUUCUGAAUUCAUUGAAGGUGCAAAGAGCGAUCCUUCCAUAGUACGCCUGCUCCAAUGCGAUCCUGCCGCUGGUGCAUCGGCGUGAAGGCUCGACGGAUUCAGGGCCUCGUACCAAAGACAAACAAGAACACAAUCUGCCGUAGGCGGGUGUUGAUAUAUUCUCGGAAUUUGGACUGUAUAUUCUAUGAUUUUCACGCAUAAUUCUGAGAAUAUAUUUAGUUUUUGAAGAAAAUUGAACAUCGCGAUUACUUUGACUACUUUAUUAUGGGAGUUUUUUUGCUGUGUAUAAUUUAAUGUUUUUCGGAAAUGUUGCACCCGAGUCAUCGUUCGUAAAUUUAAAAGGUGAAUAAACCCACGCUUCAAA
Molecule: messenger RNA, 1170 nt
Organism: Dendronephthya gigantea
Lineage: Eukaryota; Metazoa; Cnidaria; Anthozoa; Malacalcyonacea; Nephtheidae
Product: neurocalcin homolog
Exons: 4
Coding region: 310-891 (193 amino acids)
Molecular function (GO): calcium ion binding
Source: RefSeq, a predicted model, not a curated record